Messenger RNA from Colletotrichum phormii, 947 nucleotides. RefSeq lists its product as uncharacterized. Lineage: Eukaryota; Fungi; Ascomycota; Sordariomycetes; Glomerellales; Glomerellaceae. Bases 182 to 691 code for a protein of 169 amino acids. The record is from RefSeq and is a predicted model, not a curated record. The transcript has a single exon.
CCGUCGACGCCCGUACGAGGACCGGACGACGACCUUCUCUACGCUUCUCUCGAGUUCACCGGUGACCUGUCAAAUUCUCACGAUGGAGGGAACCAGACCGCCUGAUGCGUGACGGACUCGCGACCAGCUUCCCGCCGGCUCCCCCCUUUCCGGCCCCCCGAGUCCACCGGCCGGCCGCAAAAUGUCCCAUCCACCUACCUACUCGCUACAUGAAGCCUUGGGAGAAGAGCCACUCUGCCACUGUCGUCGGCUGGUCCGCGGACGACGGACUCGUUCCAGCCGCUGCGGCUUGAUAUCGCCCCCAAUUGAAUCCUCCCUCUCCAGUCCUCACCGCUGCUUCAGUGUUAGUCCUGGUCAUGCAAUCGAUGUUUUAACAGUCUGCUGCUAUUGGGCCAUGUCACCGGCUGCUACCAUGGCACGCCUGGGUUGGUGUAGCUCUCUGCGACCUUAUUCGCCAUCUCCACUCACACACACCUUUGCGGCGUUGCGCAACCCAUCUCUCUCUCUCUCUCUCUCUUACACAAUCACACACACAAGGCACACCUCGCACCAACUCUCACCUGCACCGGGCAUCCACACGGCAAGUCUGCAGCUCUGCAACCGCGUUUUCCCGUUCCGGCCCUACUCGACUUCCGGACGCUGGCUUGACCGCCUUCUUCUAAUCUCCCGCCGUCACAACCUUCAUGCAUGAACUAGCUAGCGCCAGCCAACCUGUCUCCGUUGAAAUGCGGAAGCUUGAAUUGGGAGAGUAAACAGUUCUUCGAAACGCCGCUGAAGGAUUUCACAAUCUAGAAGCGAGAAAGACAAUCGCAAAGAAAGAGAAGAAAAAAAAAAAGUCUGAUCGCGCGUCGCGCCUCCGAGUCUUACCGUCUCGACGUGUCACCUCGGGAAUUAAUUUUUUUUUCCUUCCUGCUGCCUCACCUUGUCACGACAACGCACAAUACCAA